GGCUGCUGGGAAAUUUUCUGCGCGGAAGUAACACGAGCCGCUGAACAGGUUGACAUCACUGCAUCUCAGAGGUUGCAGACUAGCAGAUACCAAAACAUUAGCACAGGGAGAUCCAGUAAGCUUCAGGCAUCCUCAGUCAUGGAGGACAUAAGCACAGUGAUGUCCUGGUUCUCCAGCCCAGUGUACAGCCGCUACUGGCAGCACUACCAGCAGGCUAUGGCCUGGCACCAGAGACACAGGCGUGCCUACCAGAAGGCCUUGGAGGCUGCCUAUGGCUCUGGCUAUUACCAGGAACUGUAUCCCAGCAGCCACCAGCGUUAUGCAGACUGGCACGCCAGAGAGAGCGACAGCGAAGACAGAGAGGACCAGGAUGAGGAGAGCAGUUCAGACAGCGAGAUUGAGUGUGACGUCAGCAACAUGGAGAUCAGCGAAGAGCUUCGGCAGUACUUCGCCCAGACUGAGAGACACCGAGAAGAACUAAAGAAACAGCAGCAGAUGGAGGCUGAGCAGGAAAGCUAUGUGCCAGCCGACCAGGACCUGCAUGGCGUCUCUGAGCGAAGUACCACGGCUCCUCCCUUUGAACAGCCCGGUGAGAGACGCAAGGCUGAGAUGAAGAAGCUGUAUGGCAAGGAUGCAGCCAAGAUCCUGGCAAUGGAGACAGCGAUGCAGCUCACUUUUGACAGAAACUGUGACCUCAAGCAGCCAAAGUACUGGCCCGUUAUCCCACUGAAACUAUAGCACUCAGGGCAGAGCUGCAAACUGUUUGCUUUGCAAGAGAUUCCUGUCCUGAUCUCUUGGUGAGGCUGCAGCUUUGUCAUGUAAUGAAUUGUUGCUGAUCAAGCUGCUGAGGCAGAACUAAUGGUGUGAGUUAGCUGAGAGUUAUAAGCUAUGUUAAGCUCAUAAAGUUGCAUAAAUUAGCUGAGCUUCUGCAGAGCCAGAUGUGAAUGUCACUGACCUGUCAGCUGCUGCUCUAAAUGACAACUUCAUACAUAUAAUUCAGGAUCUUUCAUAGUUUUUAUUUUAUUGCAUAAAAACACUGUUCAGAGAUUCCAUGCUGUUUUUCGGUUCCUUGAUUUUUAGGACAAAUUCUCAAAAUAUAAGCACAAAACACUAGAAAAAUUGUCAGUUGCAGGACAACAAAAUUGCCCUGUAUGUGAUGUGAAUACAGUUAUGCCUGGGUGCUGUUCUUCUUUACCCUCUGGCUCAGUGAUGUUUGUGUUGUGCCUGUCAACUUGGUAUAACCACAAACAUUUUUCAUCCAGUUACUGUGUCAGAUUUUGAAGCGUCCUGCAUGGCUGCUUCUGAUGUGUUACUUUUCAGCAUAUACAAAGAGUGAAUCAUUGACUUAACUUCUAAACUGUGCCUCUGAUUCUGACCUUUCAUCGGGUUCAAAGCCAUUCAUGUGGUUUCUCAAGGGGACACUGACUGUUCUCUUUUAUCUUGUGCUGGUACCACCCUGCUCCUCUUCAGGGCUGUGUAUUCUGAUAUAAAUUCUGUUUAUUAUGAAGUAUUUUUGCAACAGAUAAAACCUGCUUUGUUGGUGGUCAUUUCUGAGUUAUCUGUCUGUGUAAUGGGCAUCUGGCUCUUCAUGACAUUACUGUUAUUCAGCUUCUAGGCAGCACAUUUGUACAUCCAAAAACUGGGCCAGUCUGGUGUUUCAGUUAAAUAGGACAUUUUUAUACCUGGCUGUAUCAUUCAGCACUUCGUUUGCCCGUACCGUAUUGUGAUUUUUUUUGUCCACUGUAAUGGGAAUGUGUACGGAUGAGCAAGUGCACUGAGAAGCAGGUGUGACUGCAGUGCCUGUACAGGUAACAGCAUUCGGUACUUAGGUACAGUUUUAAUGUAUCUGUACUUUACAUGAGUAUUUUCAUUUUCUCCUACUUCAUACUUCAAUUUCACUACUUUUCAGAAAGAAAUGUUGUACCUUGUCUCAUUUAUUUGAUAAUUUUUGUUACUAGUUACUUUUCAGAAAGAGGUUAAUAAAAAAUAUAGUA
Monopterus albus (swamp eel) is the source of this 1994-nucleotide messenger RNA. RefSeq names its product gem (nuclear organelle) associated protein 8 (gene gemin8). The record is from RefSeq and is a predicted model, not a curated record. Gene Ontology annotation, cellular component: SMN complex. The coding region runs from base 139 to 738 and encodes 199 amino acids. NCBI's taxonomy places the organism in Eukaryota, Metazoa, Chordata, Actinopteri, Synbranchiformes, Synbranchidae. The transcript is spliced from 4 exons. Gene Ontology annotation, biological process: spliceosomal snRNP assembly.